UCCGCUGGACUUUCAGUUUCUCUCAACUUUCAUCUCUUUCCCCCCCCCCCCUUUCAAUCCUCUGCCUCUCUUUUCCAAGUAUAUACUGUUUUUGACAGUCAGGGUCUUUAAUUGUGCAGGUUAGGAACUGUUCAUUCUUUUCUGAGGUUUUUCUGGUCCUCACCAUCAGCGUCAUCAACAUUGGUUGCCUGUUGCUUAACUCCAUCUCGGAUCGGGGUUAACGGUCUUUGGCGUUGCCUCAACCGUUUCUCAUUUUGUUCCACUGACCUGUUUCUUACUCUUUCCACUGCGCCCCCCCUAAGAGAGGAUUUAAUCUAUUCCCCCUUCUCCAUCUUUAAAUACUCCUUCUUUUCCGUUGCAGCCGAGAGAGUGACAGAGCUCUUCCCUCUGUCACUCCGAUUUUCCUGACGACAAGGUGUCGACCGCGCGACUCCCUUCGCUUUCUUUUCAGGUCCCAGUCUCACGUUCCUGGACCUCGUUUGAAAGCGCUCGAUAUAUUUCCUCUUCUUCCCGACCGACGGAUUCUAGACGCUCGUCGUCUACAUCUACGAUGGCAUCCGAGUCGUUCAACUCGCCCAGCGGCGAAUUUCGGGGCCGCAGCCAGGAACCCGUGGCUUCUCGCCGAGAGAGUACGCCACACGCAGCUCGCGGAGCCAGCGCAACUCCUGCCCCCUUGGCCUGGUUUCCCCUAGGCUACAGGGAAGGCUUCAGUCAAUGGUGGGCGUCUUUACCCGCCGCCACAGCCGAACACAGGGUUCUUUCCCACCUCCCUUACCUCCAGCAUCAACCCCCAACCCAUCUACAAACCGGUAAAACGAGCAGUGUCUCUGGCGGGACGGGCAGUCUCCAGUCCGCCGAUCAAACGCAGCAGGGUGAGGUAUCAGCCAGUUCUACCAAUGAUCCAUACGGCCCCCGAAUGUGGCGCUCCAGUAUGGUGGAGCUGAGCGGGAAGAUUCGGGCUCUGAACGAGUUCUCUGUCGAGCGGAUUGGUGAAGAAGCAGAUCAACAUCUGGUCAUGCUUCAUGGAUACGGUGCUGGUUUGGGGUUCUUCUAUAAAAAUUUCGAGCCUCUUAGUCGCCUGAAAGGGUGGCAACUCCAUGCGCUGGACCUCCUGGGCAUGGGCCGCAGUACGCGACCACCCUUUCGUAUCAAAGCGAAGGAGCGUGAGCAGGCCAUCAAAGAAGCAGAAGCCUGGUUCGUGGAUGCGCUGGAAGAGUGGCGUGUCAAGCGCAACAUCGACCGUUUCACACUACUUGGUCAUAGUUUGGGAGGCUACAUGGCCGUGGCAUACGCUCUCAAAUAUCCGGGACGACUCAACAAGCUUAUCCUUGCUUCCCCCGUCGGAAUCCCAGAGGACCCGUACGCUGUGCGGGCAGAGAUGCCUGCGCCAAACGAGUCGACCAUGGCGAAUGAGCUCACUCAGAACCAGCGCAAUAUCGCCGAAUCUGCAUCUUCGGUUCCCCCAACUGAGCUUCAGAAAGGCGAUAACAAUAUUUUGCUAAAGGGUUCCCCUACAGAUAGUGGCGCUUCCCAAGAUCGGCCGCCCCGGCGCAUGGUUCCCAAGUGGUUCGCCUAUCUUUGGGAUGCCAACAUCUCCCCCUUCAGCCUGGUGCGAUGGGCGGGACCACUCGGUCCGCGUCUGGUCUCCGGGUGGACAUCCCGGCGUUUCUCCCAUCUUCCGGCAGAGGAGGCCAAAUCUCUGCAUGACUAUUCGUAUUCGAUCUUCAGCAUGCGCGGCAGCGGCGAGUAUGCUCUAUCGUACAUUCUCGCCCCGGGCGCAUUCGCCCGCAGUCCGCUAAUCCGACGCAUCGAGGGCGUCGGUCGUCAAUUCAUCCAGCAAAAUCCGUCACCCGCAUCUGCUGUCCUCGAGUCUGCGAAAGCCGCAGCUGUAGCUACCACAUCCCAAUCUACUCUUGAAUCUUCCUCGGCCAACUCAGCCCCUUCUCAGACCCCCUCAACGACACCUAAGCGCGAGAACGGUCUCCCCAUCAUCUUCAUGUACGGUGAUCACGACUGGAUGGACGUGAAGGGCGGGCUAGCCGCAAAGGCUAAGUUGGAUCAAGAGAAGGAGCGUAUCUUGCAAAACGCAACAGUGGAGGAACGCGAAGCGGACAAUGGCUCAGCUAAGGUGGUCAUUAUCAAGAGGUCCGGCCAUCAUAUCUAUCUAGACGGAUGGGAAGACUUCAACCGCAUCGUUUUGGCUGAGAUGGAGGAGGUGGCUCAGAAGGAGAGAGCUAAUCGCGCCUCAUAGAGCUCUUUUUCUCUGUGCAGUCUAAUCUAACUCUUUUCUUUUGGCCAAAGUCUUCUUUUUUGUUUAAAGAGGUGUUUAUUACGUUGGGUCAUCAAAUAGCGGGUUUUGUUCAUUUUGCUUGUGAAUCUUGUUCUUUGUGGAGCAAGUAAACAUUGAUGGUUUUGAUUUAAAGAUCGGGCGAUGUCUCAAAUAGUAUCUGUCGAUCAUGGACUACGUGGAAUGUAUAUACCUUAACGGUAGAAGUAGACAUAUGAUGACAAAAUGGCAAGCAUAGAGA
Aspergillus welwitschiae is the source of this 2528-nucleotide messenger RNA. Its product is annotated as putative alpha/beta hydrolase. The record is from RefSeq and is a predicted model, not a curated record. Gene Ontology annotation, molecular function: A2-type glycerophospholipase activity. Gene Ontology annotation, biological process: cardiolipin acyl-chain remodeling. The coding region runs from base 551 to 2251 and encodes 566 amino acids. Gene Ontology annotation, cellular component: mitochondrial inner membrane. NCBI's taxonomy places the organism in Eukaryota, Fungi, Ascomycota, Eurotiomycetes, Eurotiales, Aspergillaceae. The transcript is spliced from 2 exons.